This is a messenger RNA of Rasamsonia emersonii CBS 393.64, 522 nucleotides long. RefSeq lists its product as uncharacterized. The transcript is spliced from 3 exons. NCBI's taxonomy places the organism in Eukaryota, Fungi, Ascomycota, Eurotiomycetes, Eurotiales, Trichocomaceae. The record is from RefSeq and is a predicted model, not a curated record. The coding region runs from base 1 to 522 and encodes 173 amino acids.
AUGACCACAACUACCACCACCAUCACGCCCGGCCGAAUCCUCCUCGCUCUCGUCGCCAUCCUCACCGCCGCGGGCGGCUUCUUGGCCGACAUGAACGAGACACACAUCUACAACCCGCGCUGGCCGCCACACGCAAAAUUCCACAAUGGACAGACCAUGUCGAUGGGUCUGUUGCUGGGGCUUAGCAGUCUUUACUACCUGUUUGGUCGAUCAUCAUCAUCACGAGAACCGCGGGCACUGGCGCAAGCGCUGGCGCAAGAAUUGUCCUCGUUGUGGACUGCCGCCUGGCUGGGUAGCUUGUACUGGGUGACGCAGCUGAGUGCGGCGCUGUAUCCCGGGUCCUUGCCUGUUGAUCCAGAGUUCGGACAGGGCUUUCCGCAGGCGUAUAUCUGUGUGGUGCUGUUGAGUAUGGUGGUUGUUGGCACGGGGUGGGAUGCGAAGAAGGCUGUAGAUAGCAGGAUGACAAAGAAUUGCUCUAGCGAAAGCACAGACAGACAGAGAUUAUGCAUUAACUAUGAAUGA